UUCAACACCACUUCUUCCGACCACCCGCCAGCCCACACAAACGCAGGCAUCAUGUCGGUCGACCAGAUCAACCCCGGACAGGCAGUGUACGCGCAGGACGAGAACGGCAGGCCGUUCAUCAUCGUUAGGGAGCAGGGCAAGAAGGUCCGCACCCACGGCCUCGAUGCCACCCGCAGCCACAUCCUCGCUGCGCGCGCUGUCACCAACAUUAUCAAAUCGUCGCUCGGACCUCGCGGCCUCGACAAGAUCCUCAUCUCGCCCGAUGGAGACAUCACCGUGACUAAUGACGGCGCGACCAUUCUCAGCCAGAUGGAGGUCGAGCACCAGAUUGCAAAGCUCCUGGUCGAGGUCUCCAAGUCGCAGGAUGACGAGAUUGGCGACGGCACCACUGGUGUUGUUGUCCUCGCCGGAGCCCUCCUCACCUCGGCCCUCGCCCUCAUCGACCGCGGUAUCCACCCCAUCCGUAUUGCUGAUGGCUACGAGCGCGCCUGCGAGGUCGCCAUUGCCGAGCUCGACCGUGUCGCCGACACUAUCACUUUCAGCAAGGAGGACACCUCCAACCUCGUCAAGACGGCCAAGACGUCGCUCGGCAGCAAGAUCGUGUCCAUCGCCCACGACAAGUUUGCCAACAUUGCCGUCGACGCCGUCCUUUCGGUCGCCGACCUCCAGCGCAAGGACGUCGACUUUGAGCUCAUCAAGGUCGACGGCAAGGUCGGCGGUGCCCUCGAGGACACUUCGCUCGUCAAGGGUGUUAUCAUCGACAAGGACAUGUCGCACCCCCAGAUGCCCCGCGAGAUCCACGACGCCAAGAUUGCCAUCCUCACCUGCCCCUUCGAGCCUCCCCGCCCCAAGACCAAGCACAAGCUUGACAUUGAGAGCGUCGAGGAGUACAAGAAGCUCCGCGAGUACGAGAAGGAGAAGUUCCAGGACAUGAUCAGAUUAGUCAAGGACACGGGCGCCAACCUCGUCAUCUGCCAGUGGGGCUUUGACGACGAGGCCAACCACCUGCUCAUGCAGAACGAGCUUCCCGCCGUUCGCUGGGUUGGUGGUCCCGAGAUCGAGCUCAUCGCCAUUGCUACAAACGGCCGUAUCGUUCCCCGUUUCGAGGACCUGUCCGCGGACAAGCUUGGUCACGCGGGCAUCGUUCGCGAGUUGUCGUUUGGCACGACGAGGGAGAAGAUGUUGGUUAUUGAGGAGUGCGCCAACUCGCGUGCCGUGACUGUCUUUGUCCGCGGAAGCAACAAGAUGAUCAUUGACGAGGCCAAACGUGCUCUCCACGACGCCAUCUGUGUUGUGCGCAACCUUGUUCGGGAUAACCGGGUGGUGUACGGCGGAGGUGCUGCCGAGAUUUGCGCAUCAAUUGCGGUCGCCAAAAAGGCCGAUGAGAUCCCCACGAUCGAGCAGUACGCAAUGCGGGCGUUUGCUCAGGCCCUCGACGCUAUUCCCCUGGCUCUUGCCGAGAACUCGGGUCUGUCGCCCAUUGACACUUUGGCCGAUGUCAAGAGCAGGCAGGUUACGGAGAAGAACCCUCGCCUUGGCAUUGACUGCCUUGGACGCGGACAAAAUGACAUGAAGGAGCAGUUUGUCUACGACCCCCUUAUUUCCAAGAGGUCGCAGCUGCUGCUCGCAACCCAGGUCGUGCGCAUGAUCCUCAAGAUUGACGACGUGAUUGAGGAGGCGUCAGAUCUCUACUAGCGCAGUAGCAGACAUAUAGAGAGGAGGCAUUCAGUGUUUCAUUCCGCCAUGGCACCUCAUACGGGCCGCCGGUUGGAGGUUUGCCGGCCAUGCAUUGACGUCAUAUAAGCAAGGGUUAUGCUGCAUGCUGCAUGCUACAACGGCGGGCGAGGAGAAGUGGC
Vanrija pseudolonga is the source of this 1856-nucleotide messenger RNA. It is a transcript of the gene cct5, whose product is annotated as T-complex protein 1 subunit epsilon. The transcript is spliced from 13 exons. Gene Ontology annotation, molecular function: ATP binding; ATP-dependent protein folding chaperone; ATP hydrolysis activity. Gene Ontology annotation, biological process: protein folding. NCBI's taxonomy places the organism in Eukaryota, Fungi, Basidiomycota, Tremellomycetes, Trichosporonales, Trichosporonaceae. Bases 52 to 1695 code for a protein of 547 amino acids. Gene Ontology annotation, cellular component: chaperonin-containing T-complex. The record is from RefSeq and is a predicted model, not a curated record.